Drosophila miranda is the source of this 1968-nucleotide messenger RNA. RefSeq lists its product as uncharacterized. Bases 476 to 1879 code for a protein of 467 amino acids. NCBI's taxonomy places the organism in Eukaryota, Metazoa, Arthropoda, Insecta, Diptera, Drosophilidae. The transcript is spliced from 2 exons. The record is from RefSeq and is a predicted model, not a curated record.
AGCCGUCGCGUGCAGAUCACGAAUCAUCGUCUACGGGAAACCCGAAGAUAUUGGGGAAAAGAGGAACAGAGGUACCUGGAGAAUCUAGAAGGGGCGGACAGGUGUGCGUCGGUUGGUCGAAUUUGCGGGAGCGUUAAACCGAGAAGAGGUAGCGGAACCCCAACAAGUGUGGAGUGGAGUGGAGUGGAGUGGGGUGAAAAGAAAUGGAGAGAAGUGGAGACGGGGAGAGCAACAAGAGCAAGAAGUGCGUGCGAAUAUCGAAUUGACAUCGAAGCUCCGUUAAAGCACGCGCACAAUGGUUUGUUAUUGUGGCCGCCGCUGAAAACGAGAAUGAAACAAUAAAGCCGCUGAAAAACUAACUGUAAAAUAUACGAAUAGGUAUACUCCAGCAAUCAGCAGAAGUGGCACACGAGAGGCCGCGAUAAUAAAAACAGAAAUCGAAAACAAAAUCCCAUCCGAUAAGUGAGAUCCGAAGAUGGUUAGUCACCCGCACGAGUGGAUGCUGUGGCUAGUGGCCCUCAGUGGCUGUCACCUGAUCAGCGCCCAGCAGCUGCUGGGGCCGCCGCCCCGUCCCCGGGGACGUAUACGCAUUUCGGAUAUGCAAGCACAGAUUCCUGGUCCAGACCCAAUUCUACGAAGUUGGCCCAACGUGGGCGCAGUGCCGGUCAGCUCGACGGUGCACACCCACAUUCCGCUGCUGCGAGAGGAGAGCGCCAGGCCAGCCACGCCCAGGCAGGAGUCGUCGGUGGUGUACGGCAACUGGAAGCCGGAGCAUCCAGAGAACCCCUACGAGGCGGACACGGAGCAACAGCCCAAGGAGCGGGUCUACGGGCGGUUGGAGGCCAUGCUGAUGGGGAUGCCAGCUGAAGGCAUUGAUGCGCAGCCAUCCAGAUCCAGCGAGGAACAGCAGGCUCCCAUCGCUCCUGGAGGCUAUCAGAGUCCAGGCUUUGAGCGUCCCGCCAGCUUUGAGCGAUCGCCGGAGAAGCACGGACGUCGGCGCAUAAGCUCCCAGCAGACGCCACACCAGUUCGAAGUGGUACAGUUGAAUGCCACCGAUCCUCUACUUAGGGCCAUGGCCAAGCAAAUCAAUGAAUCUGUGGAGACGACAACGGCGGCACGUAGACCUGCCCAAUCCACAACGGACGACAGCUGGAUGCCUUUGCCGUAUCCCUAUCCCUAUGACACUACAGUGCCGGCUCCAUCUUCAACUAGCUCCUCGAGUUCAAGCCUGCCGCAGUCAUCCAUGGUGCACCCUCCGGCGCCCACUCAAGCCACGAGGUCAACAACGGUCUCGCUCAACUGGCCCACGGAUUUUAUCGACAGCUCCUCCAACACCGCGAGCACCGAACCCGAACGCGUGGAUAGGAAUCUCAGCAUGAACAUUGACAGGCGCGACGAUAGCGUUGGGGAUUCUGUGGAUGACUACAAGUACUACGAGGACUCGCUCAACUCCGCCCAGAUGCACAGCGAGCUGAGUGUGCCGGAGACGCUGGUGCCGCAACGGCCGCUCAAUAUCACCCGCGUUGGGAUACCCUACGAGGAGCGGAACGCGGCCGAGGAGCCUACCAUAUGCGUGCCCCUAACCGUCACAGAGACAUCUCUGGCCUCGGACAGCGCCACGCCUCUGGUGUUGGAGGUUGAGCGUGUCUACUGCUUUCCCCUGCCCAAAGUGGAGGUCCGUCCGGGCAGCGUCAUACGCCAACAGGUGGAACAGAUAACAAGGUCGAGUCGGGGAGAAGUCCCCGAAAUGGACAUGGAACCAACGGAGCAGCCAAUGCCAACCGAGGUGACAGCCGGGGCCAGCCAGACAACCAGCACACUCGCUGCGACGCUAUUCCUCCUCAUCGGCUACUGUACCUGGCCAAGGAUUUUGAUUUAGAAUUAGAAUUACCACAGAUCACUUAAUAACUCAGGGGCUAAUCGUAAUAUACAAUUAGUUACACAAUAAAAGCAAAGCACACGCAUCCU